AUGGAUGCGUUUGUCACAAAAUUAUCCAGAACUGACACUGAUGAUGAAAGCAGCAGGUCUGUGUCUAAUUACGAUAGCUCUGGUGAACGGGCACCAAAGCGCGUGAAGCGACAUGAAAUAAGGAACUCAGAAUCUGAUGACUCUGAAGAUUCCACAUAUGACGAUGAUCCGCAGGCAAGGACUGAACAAAGGGCGAACGAAAGCGAGGAUGUGGACACUUCAAAAUCCAAUCAUGCAACUGAGUUCGAGAAUGCCUUGCCCCCGACACAGACUGAUCAUGAUGCAAUUGAACAAUACGAACAGAUGAAGUCCUCUCAAAUGAAGGAUGAAGAUGGUGGGACCACAGAAAAGACGAAACCGCUGUGGAUUAAGGGACGAAGCUCAAUAUAUGUGGAUGCGUUUAACCUGGCAUUGGAUACUGUUCUAGAAGAAGAAUCACAAUUGUUUGACGAGAAAGAGAUGGAAGUGUUUAGAAAAUGGAAAGAGUUGACGUAUGAAGCGCAGUAUCUAUAUGUUCGCCUGUUUCUGAGGAAGACUGCAGCAUGGCAUCGUGCCAGCCGCUUAGGAUACUAUUCUGAUAUCUCAGAACCAGAAGAAGCGAUUGCGGAAUUGCAGUCAGUAAGGAUUCUGCCCAAAAUAGACAACCAAGACAACGAAGAAAUGGUCCCAGGAUUUGACUUGGAAAAGUAUAGCCUUGGAGCGACUUUUACAUUUGCAGAUGCUUCAGAGGACCACAUUGAUAAUGUCGAAGACGCUGCGUCACUCUUGUUUUUGGAUGAACUCAAGUUAUUGGCAAAAGAUGCCAAGAUACAGGGAAAGAAUAAAGCAGAACUCAUCAAGGGGCUAUGCCGAAUGAGCCAACAGCAGGUUGGACUGAUGGCGCUUGGAUUAAGCCGGCAGAACAGCCGUGAUUCUGAUGUUUCAGCAUCUGAUAAAGAUUCUGCUGGACCAGACGAUGAUAGUCACCUGAAACGGCAAAGUUCAAAUCAGACUGAGCAUUUCUUGAACAAGAUAUUGGCAAUUUUGGGGCCUUGCGUUCGCCUAUCACCACUAACCUUCAAACUCUUCGAACGGGUACAUCUGGUGUUUUACCGAUCCACAGAGUGGACGGAGAAAUCCUUAACAACCAUAAUAUUGGCUAAAAUUGCGAGACGAAAUUUCCCCGUGUACAUCGUUUGCAGGACUUCGACAAUAUUUGCGUCGCGUUUACACCUCUUGGAGUUUGAAGCAGCUAUUCGCUUGGAGGCAGAUGUGGACAAUAUUCUUGAGUCCAGUGGAGUUCCAAGCGAAGAGGAACUACAAAGUAUCAUGAAUACCUUUGAAAUGGUCUAUCCUCGAUGGAAGCAGUACGUUAACGAGGAAGGAGAAAAGGAACGCAUGGUGUAUGAGAUGGGCGAGGGUGCAUACUUGAGGCGAUUCAAUCCUGCACAUUCGUACACGAGGAUAAUGGUCAAAGCAAUGUGGGUAUUAGCGAGACGGAAGGAGUAUGCUCGUGAACAUGGACUCCUUGAGGAACUGCUGGACCAGAAGCUAUUCCAUUUAGCCCGGCGUGGCUCGUGGUACCAGCGUAAGGCGUUGCUAGAGGAGCACUACAUGCCCACCGUGGAUGAUGGCCGAGUGACGGGGGAUUUGGAACAGCGGAAGAAGCAGUGGAAGCGAAUAGCUGCUACAACCUGUGAAUCAGGGUUGCAGGACCCAAAUUGCCACCUUAUUCAUCAUUAUGAUCUCCAGAAGCGUCUAAUCAAGCUGGAAAAGAAGUUACGAAUUCCACGACGACUACAACACGACUUUGGGCAUGUGCGGCUGGCAGAACCGCUCGAGAUAAACGUUGAAGGAAUACAGCUGAAAAGAGAGGUAACACCCAAACCUGGCGCUCAACAAGUUUCAACAAAGACGAUUUGGCUGGACGAAUUGGAUACUGGAGGCGAGUGCAGCGUCGAAGAGAUGUGCUUGAGCUACUUCCGCUCUGAAGGCUGGAAAGGAUAUCAUGCAGAAGGCGGCGCCAUACGGACCAUCUUUGCAUAUCUCUUUUACGAUAUACUAUUUCUCUACAUACCCAAUGUCUUUCAGACGGAAUACCAAACAUGUCCACUGGACCUACACACAGACGCAUUCUUCCCGGCCAGGGCAUCUGAAAUUAACCACCGACUGGUUGAAAUUGCCAACGGUGAUGGCGAACGACUCCUGCGCCAAGUAUGGCAGAGAGAACACGAGCGGAGGACCAGCGUGGUCGGACUAAACUGGGACUUUGACGUGGAAGACAUGGCAGAACUAGUACGGUGCUUCGAAGGCAGUGCUCUAGCAGCGAUAUGCAAAGUCAUGGCACAGGAAUACAAACACCGAGGAGGUGGCGUCCCGGAUCUUAUUCUCUGGCGGGUGUGUGACAAGUCAGUUGAGGGAGGCCCAGGCGCACCGGGAGCACCACCGGGAGCACCACCGGGAGCACCGAGAGGCGAAGUCAUGUUUGCAGAGGUCAAGAGCGCAAACGACCGGUUGAGCGAUACGCAGCGGCUUUGGAUCCAUGUCCUGACUGGCGCCGGUGUCACGGUGGCUUUGUGUAAUGCCAUUGCCAGGGAGGUGAGAGAUGUGGGUUGA
Molecule: messenger RNA, 2595 nt
Organism: Pochonia chlamydosporia 170
Lineage: Eukaryota; Fungi; Ascomycota; Sordariomycetes; Hypocreales; Clavicipitaceae
Product: fanconi-associated nuclease 1
Exons: 2
Coding region: 1-2595 (864 amino acids)
Biological process (GO): interstrand cross-link repair
Cellular component (GO): nucleus
Molecular function (GO): 5'-3' exonuclease activity; 5'-flap endonuclease activity; flap-structured DNA binding
Source: RefSeq, a predicted model, not a curated record